CCGCAGAUAUCCGACACAGUCUUGCUGCCAUCGUUAGUCGCGUCCCUCUUCCGCCUGAUCAGAUCGCCGCCAGUUACACGCGGCCGCUGCCUCGAAUCGGUUCCUCCUCUGGAGAGGGAGCUAUGUCUUCUCGGUCGCCGUCGCGGCCUUCUGGCGACGUCAACGUCGACGUCGACGUCGACGAACGGAGCAUGGGCAGAUUGCGGUCCCUCCGUACCCAAAUCCGCUCCCGCCGCCACCUCUCAGGCCCGACGGAUGCUUCGAUGCCUACCCCGUCGCCCCACUCAGUCCGCUCCCGCCACCUCCUCCCAGGCCCGACGGCUGCUUCGAUGCCUACCGCGUCGACCCCUGUUGACCCGACGGCUGCUUCGAUUUCUACCACGGCGACCCCUGUUGACUUGUUCCAAUUUUCCACAGGGGGGCCGUCCUAUGCCACCGUCGUUCGCUUUGGCCUUCGUACCGUGCCCAAACCCCAACCCCAGCAGGAAUCAGGAUCGGAAUCCGAUUUAGAACUGGACAGUCCUCCUCGUCUCACCGCACUAGAGGAUGAAGAUGAUAAAUUGGACAUUCCCACAUCUCCGGGUGGUUCUUCAGAGGAUGAGAUGGAUCGUUGUGGUAGUACACCACCACCAUCGAUUGACAUAGGGCCUGCAGUGUUGCCAACAUUUGGUUCUGAUACUGAGGAAUGGCAUUUCUCAGAUGACCAGGAGGAUCUAUACUUCAAAUCUUUGGUGGACAACUUCGUCAGUGCAGUUGGAGAUGUAUACAAAUCUAUGUUACCAGAGGACACUAUAUGUAAGGAGGCAGACAAUCAGCUACAGUCUAAUAGAUAUGCCAUGAGUGCCUUAAAACAUUACAACAACAGCGAGGAUAACAAGGUUAAAUAUGAGUUAAUUGAUGCUAUCACAAGCGGUGGAAUGAUAGAUAUGAAUGGCGGCUACGGUCAUGUGAAUUUUACAGCAAAAGCAAAUCAGGAAAAUUCAAAAGAGGAGCUUUUCUUUGCUGAGUUACGAUUCCACCACAAUACCUAUAUAGCAACCUGUGUGCUUUCUCUGGAGGGGGAGAAAUCAGUUGGUGGACUUUGUGGGAGUAAAUAUGAUAAUCAUAAGAACGGUUUUUUUAUCGAUGCUAAGCAUUGCUAUGCUUGUGGGCGUGGAUUGAAACACCCCAAGAACGGUGCAUUAUAUGAGGCUGGUCAUGUUGCUGAUAGCGAUUACUAUCAUGGAUGAUGUAAUGUAAUCAGCUAGGUUGUUGUAUUACAGGGUGGAUUCCUUGCCAUUAAAGCACCCAAAGCAUAAGCAUAAAGUAUUAUGUAAUAUAUGAUUUUGAUGACAUGACCUGGAGAGUGAAGCACCUAGACAAUGAAUUAUUAUUAUUAUAACUGUUUGUCUAUUAGUGCUACCAGUAGCUAAUUUAUGAGUAAUGUCGCAUGACAUAUAACUGUUCUCAGGUGUGUUGUGCCGCUGCUAAUUUAUGAGUAAUGUCGCACGACUCUUAUUA
This is a messenger RNA of Sorghum bicolor (sorghum), 1500 nucleotides long. RefSeq lists its product as uncharacterized. NCBI's taxonomy places the organism in Eukaryota, Viridiplantae, Streptophyta, Magnoliopsida, Poales, Poaceae. The record is from RefSeq and is a predicted model, not a curated record. The coding region runs from base 123 to 1229 and encodes 368 amino acids. The transcript is spliced from 6 exons.